AUGUCGGCAGUCGGAGAGGUCUUGAAGCAUCCUACACUAAACCGGUACAUACGCGGCAAGACAUCACCAUCCACAGUCCAGUUCCGAAACCUCAAAUAUGCAUCGAUUCCGGCGCGGUACAAGGAUUCGGUUCCUAAUGAUACGUUGAAACCUGGAUUGGACGAUAUUGUGGAUGCAACUCAAUUAGGGCCCUCGUGUCCGCAUUUGCGGGGGGCGCAGGCUUGGGAUCUGACGUUGACUGGAGACGCUGUUUUGUCUUGCGAACAUGGACAAGGGGAAACGGAAAAGAUGGAAGAGUUUGAAUGUCUGAAUUUAAACGUUACGGUACCCAGGUCUACUAUGAAUACAGGAAAGAGAGACACGCGUGGACUACCAGUGUUCGUGUGGGUGCAUGGCGGUGGACUGGCCAUGGGAUCAAACAGCUGGCCGCAAUACGAUCUAAAGAGAUUCGUUGAAAGAAGUAUAAAGAUCGGUAAGCCUGUUAUUGGCGUCUCAAUCAACUACCGACUCAACGUCUUUGGGUUUCUAGCAAGCGAAGAUAUUGGUGCAGAGGGGAAUAUGGGCUACAAAGAUCAGGUCCUGGCGUUUCGGUGGAUCAGGAAGCACAUUGCUGGGUUCGGUGGUGAUCCAAACAACAUCACUGCUGCAGGCGAGUCUGCAGGAGCUAUCUCCUUGUCAACGCUUCUUUGUGCCAACGUCGGGGCCGAAGGACUCUUCGAUAGAGUGGUUCUCAUGAGUGGCGAUGCAACACUACGUAAAUGGAGGAACAAAUGGUGGCAUCAAAAGAUGUACGAGGAUCAAUCUCAAUACCUAAAAUUGGACGUAAAGGACACAGAAGGAAGGCGCAAAGCUCUAUUGCACAGCGAUGCAGUAGAGCUAGCCCAGAAACUUCCUUUAUCCCAGCAUUUUUGCGCAACUAUCGACGGCCAUUUCCUAACACAAGCCGUCACCAUUGAGGCACUGACAAACGGCUCAAGUCCCAUCCACAAGCCAUCCUGGUGCAAAGAAUUCGUAAUAGGAGACACAGCGCACGACGGCCUCGUUCUAAAGAGCCGAAUCCUAGACCACACCGACCGCAUCACGCGCCUCAAAAAUGCGUGCAACGCCCAUCUCACACACUCUGAAACCCAGGAUCUCCUAUCCGCGUACGGCCUAACCCAUCCCUUACAGAAAGAAGAAGAAGGAACCCGCUUACUCGAGCUCGUAUCUGAACUCCGCUUCUACCUCCCAGCACUGACAGCUUACCAAGGCUGGAAAGCCUGCUCACCACCUAAACGCGCCUCAAGAUACCACUUCCACGUCCCCAAUCCCAUAGAAGGACCGUUCAAGGGUCUGGCGUCUCAUGAACUCGAUCUCGCGUUUCUCCUACAGAAUUUCGAUGAGCACUUUGAUGAGCGUGAUAGGUUUGUUGCGCGGAGUAUGCAGGAUCGUUUUCUGGGGUUUGUUAAUGAGGAGGGAUGGGCUGGGGCGGGGAAGGUGGUAGUGUUUAAACGGGAGGGUGUUGUGGAAGUUGAGGAGGGGGUGUAUGAUGGUGUCUAUAGGAAGGACAGGGGUGCGGUGUUAGAGAAGAUUGGGGUAAGCAAACUUUGGGGGGUUACUGAGGCGUGGCAGGGGGUUCGUCAAGAAGAAAAGGAGUUUGUGGGUUUGGGCGGGGAGGCUAAGUUGUGA
Messenger RNA from Pyrenophora tritici-repentis Pt-1C-BFP, 1668 nucleotides. Its product is annotated as PnbA, Carboxylesterase type B. The record is from RefSeq and is a predicted model, not a curated record. Lineage: Eukaryota; Fungi; Ascomycota; Dothideomycetes; Pleosporales; Pleosporaceae. Gene Ontology annotation, molecular function: serine hydrolase activity.